Messenger RNA from Aspergillus chevalieri, 1983 nucleotides. RefSeq lists its product as uncharacterized. Gene Ontology annotation, molecular function: RNA polymerase II cis-regulatory region sequence-specific DNA binding; zinc ion binding; DNA-binding transcription factor activity, RNA polymerase II-specific. Bases 1 to 1983 code for a protein of 660 amino acids. Lineage: Eukaryota; Fungi; Ascomycota; Eurotiomycetes; Eurotiales; Aspergillaceae. The record is from RefSeq and is a predicted model, not a curated record. Gene Ontology annotation, cellular component: chromatin. Gene Ontology annotation, biological process: DNA-templated transcription; regulation of transcription by RNA polymerase II. The transcript has a single exon.
AUGCCAUGGGCUCGAUCGACCAGCAACUUCAGUGACUUCGCUCUAUUCAUUGACAGUAUGAGCACACCAUAUGGAAAUAAUCCAUCUAUGAUCUGCUUUGAUCAACCUAUUUUAAACUUGUCACCCACUCCUCUCUUCGGUGCCCUUAAUUCUCAACCUUCUCAGGCUCAAUGGCAAGAUCCUGCUGCGGUUUCAUCUGACCCGGUCAUGGUACGGACAUCGGAAUCCCAUCUAUUUGACGAAUUCACAUCCACAUUUCCUUCGUUUAAACCGUCACAGUCUGCAAAGUCCACCAGACAGGAACCCUGGAAAUUUACGCAGCAAGACUGGAAUCACUUCUGGGCCGAAAUCCAGGUGUUCAUGCCGGUUCUGCCCCCAGGUUUCUUCCUCCCGUCCCGUCACACCAUGACUCGUUACGUCGCAACGUACUUCUCUGGGUUCCACCGUCAUUUGCCAUUUUUACACCUUCCAACAUUCUCACCUACAAAGUGUCCAGUCGACUUGUUAUUAGCUAUGGCUAGCAUCGGAGCGCAGUCCGCCUUUGAUCACAACAACGCAGUCAUGUUCUUCAAGGCUUCCUUUGGUAUAGUCCAGGAGCGCCUUCGAUACCGCAAAGCUGAGCGAUGUGAAAGGGCAUUUCCCACGGAAGAUAGGUUGUCGACCGAAUCACAACCAAAUGAAUUCCCGCCGGAACGAUCUCAUAUUCAAGAGUUGCAAGCGGGUUUGACUGUGAAUCAAAAUCGCAAUGAUCGGUUCGACAUGGUGCCUCUUGCGCAGACAUUGCUCGUGCUCAUGGCAAUGGCAACUUGGGGGAAUUCAAAGGCUAUCUUCAACGAAGCUGUUGGGCUUCGGAAUAGUCUUGCUUGUUAUAUACGGGAGGAAAGGCUUUUGGACCCACAGGCACCAGAAGAUACGACCUGGCAUUUAUGGAUCCAAGCAGAAGGUUUCAAAAGGACCAUUGCCAUCAUUUUCUGCUUUUUCAUCUUCCACACAAUUGUCUAUGAUACGCCCCCUCCGAUUCUAAAUUCAGAACUCAAAAUUCAUCUACCCUCGCGGGAAAAAGAUUGGGAGACCCAAAGCGAGAUUGAGUGGCAGAAAGCUCGGCAAGAGUCUGAACCUGAACCACACUUCCAGUCUUCUUUCUCGCUUCUUUUUUCAAAGCAAGGCGAUGAAGAUCCUGAGGAAUGUUCCUCAUUAGGCGGGUACAUUCUGAUACUGGCAUUGAUCCAGCACAUCUAUUUCCUGCGAGAGACUAGCAAAUACAACUUUGGUUCAGAUCGAAGCCUAUCUCCCACAGAUGUGACCAACGUGGAGCAAGCACUGAGAAAUUGGCAGAGUAAAUGGUAUCGGGAUCCAGAAUCAUUCCUGGGCCCAGGAAGUCCACAGGGUCCAAUUUCCUUCAACUCGACUGCCCUGCUUCGAAUGGCCUAUAUACGACUAAACGUGGACGUAGGUCCGUGGCGUGCUCUUGACACUCACAAUCCUCGCGAAAUCGCGACUUCUAUAUACCGAAGCCCGCACUUGACGUCCAACCAUAGGCUUACGCGUGCAGUACUCUACUCUGCACAUGCAUUGAGCAUUCCGAUCAAAAUUGGAGUUAAUAUUGUGGCACGCAACCAAGCCUUUGCUUGGUCCCUCCAACACUCACUCUGUGCACUGGAGUGUGCUUUUGUGAUCAGCAAAUGGCUGAUUGAUGUACAACCUCGUGCCUCUGGAGCAGCUCUCAACGAAGAUGAAGCUAGACUCCUUGUCUACAUAACUGACAUGGUCACGGAAGCAGAUGCUGGGGGCGGUGGCGGUCCGUAUGGUUCUGAUCUAUGUACCCGAGUUAUCAAAAUUUGGGCGAAGCUUUUAAGCGGCGAUGCUGUUUGGGACGUGGUACGAAUGAUUGGAAAGGCUUUGGACGCCUAUGGCCAGAUUCUAGAGCAAGGGCCUGCAAUGCCAUGUCGCGAAGGAUUCGACCCCGCGCGAAUGCCUACUUGA